UGCUCCGGUGGUCGCUGGUCCAGGGCGAGAUGUCCCAGGGGGACCCCCAGGAGUGCGCAGAGCGUGCGGAGCCCGAGCCCCGGCCCCCCGCGGAGAAGACCAGCGACUUCUACCGCGUGAGCGAGGACCUUCCCGCCAGGUUCAACAACCCCGCGUGCUUUCGGGGCUACAGCACCGGACUGCGGGCCGGGCUCACAGGCACAGGGCCCCCUGGCAGGACGCCCGCCGGCGGGGCAGGGCCCACCUCUAGGCUUCGGAGGGCCUCCGAGGUCCCUCUGCAGACAGGACUGCUCCGAGGUCUCACAUGCUCGGCCCGCGCGGCCGCCGUGCGGCUGCCCUUCUGCACAGAGGGGACGAGGCUCAGAGCUGGCAGCGGCGCCGCGGGCCAGCUGGUCACUGCAGAACACGGCCCCUCAGGCCCGGGGCCAGCGGUGGGGCUGGCUGCCCACUGCGGGGCAUGGGAGGCGCCCUGGGCCGCGUGCUCCCUGGGAGCGGGAUGCCGGCUCCCCCCACUCCUGCUCCUCUUCCAAAAGCACCCGCGGCCCGCCUCGGUCCGCCUCCGCCCCGUCUCGCCCUCGCAGAAAGUCUUCUACCCCAGUUCGAGCAAGUUCUCCAGGCAGCUGGCCGCCGGGGGCAUGUUCCAGAGCAACUCACUCAACGUCUGCAUGGACAAGAGCUCGGUGACCGGGCCCGGCAACCGCGUCACCCGCUACGACCGGCUCAACUUCCACCCCAGCUACAACGCCCGCCAGCCGUCCAUCUGCAGCUGACCGCCGGAGCCCGGGCUCGCCCGGCCGGGCCGAGGCCUGGGCUGGAGCUGGCCUCCCGCGAGUUGGUUUUCCAUUAAAAAUGUUUCC
Molecule: messenger RNA, 857 nt
Organism: Condylura cristata (star-nosed mole)
Lineage: Eukaryota; Metazoa; Chordata; Mammalia; Eulipotyphla; Talpidae
Gene: PIERCE1
Product: chromosome unknown open reading frame, human C9orf116
Exons: 3
Coding region: 30-770 (246 amino acids)
Biological process (GO): axoneme assembly
Cellular component (GO): axonemal microtubule
Source: RefSeq, a predicted model, not a curated record